UUAUUUUUAAUAUGCUUUUCUAUCCAAUCCUUCUAACUCUAAGUGAUUUAGGUUUUCGCCAAUCAAAGUAAGGUUGAUCUUUGAGAUGAUUAUAAUUGUUUUUCUUAAUAUAUAUUUACAUAUGUUAUUAGUAGAUUUUUUUAGACCGGUGACGUUUGUUAAAUGUGUUGUUUAAAAUAAGUUCUUUAUGUUGUGCAAUUGUCUUUUAGAUUUUGCCAGUGUUUUCAUUUUUAUGUUGGAAAUAAAAUUUUAAUUCAAUUCAAUAAAAUGCUGACUACAUAUUGGAAUUCAAUUUUUACAGGUGUUCCUUACUAGAGAAUUGAAUAUUUACAUGGAGAAAAUUUCGAUUCUUGGUUUCAUUUUAGCUAUUCUCUAUUUCAUAACAACAGAACUUGCAUGUAAUGGUCAUACCCGUAUCGACAACAAUGUUCAAUCUGAACAAAAGGCUCUUAUCGACUUCAAAAGUGGUCUCAAAGAUCCCAACAAUCGACUUUCAUCAUGGAAAGGAAGCACUUAUUGCUACUGGCAAGGAAUUAGUUGCGAAAAUGGCACAGGAUUUGUCAUUUCAAUUGAUCUUCAUAACCCUUAUCCUCGUGAGAAUGUAUAUGAGAACUGGAGCUCUAUGAACUUGAGUGGAGAAAUUAGUCCUUCAUUGAUAAAACUCAAGUCUUUGAAAUAUCUAGAUUUGAGUUUCAACUCAUUCAAAGCCAUGCCAGUUCCUCAAUUCUUUGGGUCUCUGGAGAAUUUAAUAUAUCUAAACUUAUCGAGUGCUGGGUUUAGUGGAUCAAUUCCUUCAAAUUUAAGGAAUCUUUCUAGCUUGCAAUAUCUCGAUCUUUCUUCUGAGUAUCUUGACGAUAUUGAUUCUGAGUAUCUUUAUGAUAUUGAUUCUGAAUAUUUUAAUAAUUUAUUUGUUGAGAAUAUUGAAUGGAUGACUGACCUUGUUUCCUUGAAGUAUCUUGGUAUGAAUUAUGUUAACCUUUCAUUGGUAGGAAGUCGGUGGGUUGAGGUGGCAAACAAGCUUCCAAGUUUAACUGAGUUGCAUCUAGGUGGUUGUAGCCUCUUUGGCUCAUUUCCAUCUCUAAGCUUUGUUAAUUUUACUUCACUUGCUGUUAUAGCUAUCAACUCCAACUACUUCAAUUCCAAGUUUCCUGAAUGGCUUUUAAAUGUCAGCAACCUUGUAUCCAUUGAUAUAAGUGACAAUCAACUGCAUGGGAGAAUUCCACUUGGUCUUGGUGAGCUACCCAAUUUGCAAUACUUAGAUCUAUCUUCGAAUCGGAAACUCAGGGGCAGUAUCUCUCAACUGUUGAGGAAGAGUUGGAAAAAGAUAGAAGUUCUAAAUUUGGCUCAUAAUGAAUUACAUGGUUCAAUUCCAAGCUCCAUUGGAAACUUUUGCAACUUAAAAUAUCUAGAUUUGGGGGGUAAUUACUUGAAUGGAAGUUUACCUGAGAUUAUCAAAGGACUUGAAACCUGCAGUUCAAAAAGUCCUUUGCCUAAUUUGACGGAAUUAGUCUUGUACGAAAAUCAAUUGAUGAGAAAAUUGCCGAACUGGUUGGGUGAGCUUAAAAAUCUUAGGGCACUCGAUUUAUCAAGUAACGAAUUUGAAGGUCCCAUCCCUGCUUCUUUAGGGACAUUGCAACACCUGGAGUCUCUGUAUCUUGGAUUGAAUGAGAUGAAUGGAAGUCUCCCAGAUAGUAUUGGACAACUUUCUCAACUGGAACAAUUGGAUGUUUCUUCCAAUCAUUUGAGUGGAAGUCUCCCAGAUAGUAUUGGACAACUUUCUCAACUGCAAGUCUUGAAGGUUUCUUCCAAUCAUUUGAGUGGAAGUCUCUCUGAACAACAUUUUUGGAAUCUGAGUAAGUUGGAGUAUCUAUACAUGGACUCCAAUUCUUUCCAUUUGAAUGUUAGUCCCAAUUGGGUUCCCCCUUUCCAGGUGAAUGAUCUUGAUAUGGGUUCAUGCCACUUGGGUCCUUCAUUUCCGGCUUGGCUUCAGUCUCAGAAGAACCUCCAGAAUCUUGGUUUCUCAAAUUGCAGCAUUUCAAGUCCCAUUCCAAACUGGUUUUGGAAUAUUUCUUUUAAUCUGCAAUGGUUGAAUCUUUUCGACAAUCAGUUACAAGGUCAGCUACCAAAUUCAUUAAAUUUUUAUGGUGAAUCACAGAUUGAUUUCAGUUCCAACCUCUUUGAAGGACCUAUUCCUUUUUCAAUCAAAGGGGUCUUUUUUCUAGAUCUCUCCGAUAAUAAAUUUUCUGGCCCUAUUCCACUGAGUAGAGGUGAAUCCAUGUUAGACUUGGAAUACCUUUUGCUUUCCGAUAAUCAAAUAACAGGGGCCAUCCCAUCAAACAUAGGGGAAUCCCUACCCAGCUUGCAUUUCCUUUCUCUUUCGGGUAAUCGAAUAACAGGAACCAUCCCAGAUUCCAUAGGACACCUCUCUUUUCUUGAAGUCAUUGAUUUUUCAAGGAAUAAUUUGACUGGAAGCAUCCCUUCUACCAUAAAUAAUUGCUUUGGCCUAAUUGUUCUAGACCUUGGAAAUAACAAUUUAUCUGGGACCAUCCCAGAUUCCAUGGGACACAUCACCUCUCUUGAAAUCAUUGAUUUUUCAAGGAAUAAUUUGACUGGAAGCAUUCCUUCUACCAUAACUAAUUGCUCUAGCCUUUUGGUUCUAAACCUUGGAAAGAACAAUUUGUUUGGGAUGCUACCAAAGUCGUUGGGUCAAUUACAACUGCUUCAAUUACUACACUUGAACUACAACAAGCUUUCAGGGGAGCUUCCCUCAUCUUUCCAAAAUUUAACAGGCUUGGAAGUUCUUGAUCUUAGUUACAACAAAUUGUUGGGUGAGGUUCCUGCAUGGAUUGGAGCUGCUUUCGUAAAUCUGGUAAUACUCAACUUGAGGUCGAAUGUGUUUUGUGGAAGACUUCCCUCCCAGCUUUCAAAUUUAAGCUCCUUGCAUGUCUUAGACAUUGCACAAAACAAUCUGAUGGGUAAAAUUCCAAUCACUUUGGUUGAGCUUAAAGCCAUGGCUCAAGAGCAAUUGAUUAUGUAUGGGUUAAAUGUGACUGCCAUCUCCUUGUAUGAAGAACGAUUGGUUGUGAUUGCCAAAGGCCAAAGUCUUGAAUAUACCAAGACUCUUUCUCUUGUUGUAGGCAUUGACCUAUCCGACAAUAAUUUAAGUGGAGAGUUUCCCCAAGGAAUAACAAAAUUGUUUGGUUUGGUGUUUUUGAACUUGUCGAGGAAUCACAUCACUGGCCAAAUUCCUGAAAGCAUUUCAAUGUUGCGACAAUUGUCAUCUCUUGAUUUGUCAAGCAAUUGGCUUUCCGACACCAUUCCUUCAAGCAUGGCCUCAUUAUCAUUCUUGAGUUAUUUGAAUCUAUCAAAUAACAAUUUCUCUGGUAAGAUCCCCUUUAUAGGGCAAAUGAUAACCUUCACCGAGCUGGCCUUUGUGGGAAACCCUGACCUAUGUGGAGCUCCAUUGGCCACAAAAUGCCAAGAUGAAGAUCCAAAUAAAAGGCAAAGUGUUGUUAGUGACAAAAAUGAUGGUGGUUAUGUUGAUCAAUGGUUUUACUUGAGCGUUGGCUUGGGAUUUGCCAUGGGCAUCCUAGUUCCAUUUUUUGUUAAUAUAAGUUGUGAUUUUUCAAUGUGCAUAUCAGUAUGUACAUCACCAGUUGACUAUGCUAGAGAAGGGCUUUUGAAUGCAGUUGAAGCUCGAGACCCAAAUUUGGAAGAAGAUAGCAGACUCAGUGACUCUAAUGUGAUUGUUGUUUCAUGGGAAAAGUGA
Vitis vinifera (wine grape) is the source of this 3769-nucleotide messenger RNA. Its product is annotated as receptor-like protein EIX1. Lineage: Eukaryota; Viridiplantae; Streptophyta; Magnoliopsida; Vitales; Vitaceae. Gene Ontology annotation, molecular function: protein binding. Bases 332 to 3769 code for a protein of 1145 amino acids. The record is from RefSeq and is a predicted model, not a curated record. The transcript has 3 exons.